CUUUAAUAAAGAGAGCAGUAGGGGCUGAGAUUGCUGGGAGCGGGUAUUAGACAGUCUCACAUGAUCUGGGUCAGGUGAUGAGAAGCAGAACUGGUUGAAAGCUGGAGGCUGGAGGGGGUUAGGUCGCUGUCUGUAUGUUGGUGUCAUGCUGUGAACAUGAGGAUCCUGUGCUCUGUGACUGGGUUGUGCUUGCUAGGUGAGUUCUAUCACAUCCUCACGCAGACAGGGAUUUAUCUGUACAAACUGCAACAUUGUGACAGUCCACCCAGGAUUGUCCCCUGAACCUGUGAAGCUGCAGGUCCUGCAGACCAUGUGGGUUAGUGAAUGUGGAAAUCCAGGGGUCUCUAUGUUUAGCUAUCAGAUUGCUGUAAAACAUGAAGACCAGGUUUAGAGGUUUGGUAAAACAUUACAAUGUGUUGUCUGUACAGGAAGGAACCUGAUUGUUUGUUUGUCUGACAGAGGGGGAUAUCAGCAAUUUAUAUAAUUCUUAAUACUUCCAGUGCAAAGACUUGUGCAGCUUCUAACUGAAAGGGUUAAGUUGUUUCUUUCUAAAAAAAUAAAUCAGUGUUCUAAAGGUGGGGUUGGGGGGUAGGGUACAUUUUGGCAAAUCUUGGUUUCACUUUGUUUUGGAUUUUUUUGCUUUUUCCUUUCUCUUCCCUUUUCUUUUGUUGUCUAACUAGUCUGAUUAACUGCCAAAAACUUACAUUUAUUUAUGUUUUUCCCCAGGAGUAAUUGUUUCGAUUUAAUGAAUUUUCUUAUUGGGGGAACUACCACAUAUUGUCACAGUUAUUCCCUUUCUAAUAAAUUUUCUGUUGAUAUUAAUAAUAAAAUGUUGUAUUUUUAGGGUAGAGCGGGUUUAAUGGUUAGUGUUGGGGUGCUGUAAGGGUUAAUCCGUAGUAGUGCAGACAUUAUUAAAGUGUAGCGUAGGGGCUAAGGUAGCCGUUUACUGUCCAAGUGCUGCCUGACAUUAGUGUGAGUUACCAGCCUGCUGUAAUGGUGAUGUUACUAGAUAGAAAGCCCUGGCACCCCCAUCCCAUCCUCCAUACAGUGAAGGGCACCAGGCCACUUCUGGUACCAUAACCACAUCAGUGCACUGUAGUGGUUAUGGUGUUGGAAUGUACCAUUAAAAUGGCAGCAGAUACUGUUCAAGUGUAAAACGUUUGCUAAUCUAGGUCAAAUGGCUAUAUAUCCAUCUGUUCAAUGUGGGAUUCUAAAAGAUAAUCUGCUCAUUAAAAUAAUACAUCAUAUUUAUAUAUAUAUAUAUAUAUAUAUAUAUAUAUAUAUAUAUAUAUAUAUAUAUAUAUAUAUAUAUAUAUAUAAUUGUAAUUUUUUUUUUCUAUUCUUCUGUUUUUAUUCUCUUUUUCCCCUCCCCUCCCACUUUUAUAUGAGUUGAUUUGGGAGAAACUCAUGACUAGGGUGUAUAUCUGUAGUAGUGGUUUAGCAGUCACGGAUCACAAGGAGUGCAUAUAUAUGGUAUUUUUUUUUAUUAUUAUUAUUUUUUAUUUUAUUUGGGUUUUCUAGGCUUGUUCGUAGAUGGCCAUGAACUCAAAAUACACACAAAAGAACCUAUUUCUAAAAGCAGACACCCCCAAGGUGUUUUUACACUUUUCCUGUUACCAUUUUAUUUCAGUGGUUUCUACCACAAUAUUUACUGACAAAUGCUGAUUAUUUUACAAUAGUUUUUCGGGUUACAAAAAGCAUCCCCAAAUAAUGAGAUUUCUCACAUUUAUUAUUUUCCCUGGGCCAUGUUUGAGACUUUUCUAAAACUCCCAGAAGUCUGGCUGACUGAUUUGCUGGGCCUCUGUACCAUUUGGGGGGAUUUUAUCAGACGAGCAAUACAAAUUAUUUUUACUUUAUUGAAAAGUACAAGUCCUGGAUUAUUUGGCACAGGGCAUUUUAAAGCUGUUCACAAAAUGAUUUUAUCACCAAUCCUUGUUUCAUGGAGGUCAUACUGAUGGAGAAUGCGUGGCUAGAUGAUGUCACUCCCUUGGCCAUCCGAUAAACAGAAUACUGCAUUCUAGAAACACAAAAUGCAUAGGACAUUUUAGGUGGAAAAAUGUUUUAGGAUUUGUCACCACUUCCCAUCUGUUAAAGCAGCACUGUCACCAUCUGGGGACUUUGUAGAAUUUGCCAGUGGAUGGAGGGCCUCGCGUGGUCCCCGUCAGGUCCUGGUGCCAGCAUCAUUGCUGUACCCUUGCGCAUGUUCAAGAAUACAGCAUUGAGAUCUAUGGAGGAUCCUGCAGUACUGCAGGAUCCUCCAUAGACAAAGCGAAUUCAUCACUGAUUAUGGCUGCGGGGAUUGACACUUCUAGACGGCAGUAGCUCCUCUGUCCAGUGUUUAGAAGUGUUAGGGAGACUAAAUAUUCAGAGACAAAGUAGUCCCUUCUUUGACUCAAUAUAUCUCUUGACAGGGUUCCAACACAGUCAGAAAGAGUUUCAUAAUAUUUCUGUCUGUAUGAAACACUCCUUCGUGAGGGGGGUGGGGGGGAUGCAGUGCCAAUUUGAGUAACUCACAUCAUCUGGCUGUUAAUCAUCCGCUCCCACAUUCAAAUAUAUUGUUCAAGUGCCUAAAUAUGUAUUCUAGAGUUUCUAUAAAUCUAUAAUGACCCUUCAACUCUCCUCACUAUUACCAGGCAAAGUGAUCAAAAUCCUAGUAAUUCUGUAAAAUGACUGGGGGGUGGGGAAUGGCCACCGUGCUGAUCUCUGCUUGAGCUCCGAGAGGAAAACAGAUUUUUUUUUUUUGUUUUGUUCUUCCCCAGAAGAGACUGCUUCUUAACGGUGAAUAAUCCUAUCGAAGCCUCUGAAUCUCUGUGUGCAGUUUAUGUGCGCCGUAUCAUGCACCUGAGAGAUCUGUCUCAAACUCGCAUCUGAUCUGAGGUCUGUUCAGGCAUUGGUGCUUAUGAAGAUGCUGGUCUCUGGAGGAUGAGGCAUACACACUCAAGUAGAGUGGGCCUGCCACUUAACGUUCACUGAGUUUGACAGCCAGGGGAAUUAUUUUAUGCCUGUUUUUACAAACUGGGUGUAAAAUAGAAUAUUCCUACUGCCUUCUUUGGUGCUUUAAGCAUGUGGAGUGGACUUUUAAUAGUUCCCCAUGAGAUCAGGCAUUCCAGCUGGGAAUUGGUUAAGUGGCCUAGAGCCCUAAGUGAGUCUGCUACCAACUCUAAUAACCGGUCCUAUUCUCCUAUUUAUAUGCUAAUUAUCGUUUAGUAUUGCUUCAUAUAUUUCUGUUGUCUUGCUGUAAUUUGCUGGUACCCACAUGGAAAACCUGAGCAUGCAACGUUCUUUUCAUGUGCUUUCAUAAUAACAAUCUACAGAUGCUACGGUGUUUUUAUAUCACUCCGAUAACUCACCUGAUGUAUGUCCAUAUAGUCUGAAAACAUCAACAUGACCUUUCUGUGUUUGACGUUUUGUCGAAUACUUCAGAGAGCCCUGUCUAGCAGUCCACAAAUUGAAAUGACUUAACCUAAAAGCAAAUAUAUUUACUAAAAGUAAUAUAAAUUGUAUUACCAUGCGUACAGUCUACCUUUUAUACGAUCCAUGUAAGAUUCUUGGAUCCACUUGGAAAAUCAGCCACAUCAAGUCUCUUUGUAGCAAUAUUUACCAUAGUGCGUGAUAUAACGUAUGUUGAGAAAAAAUUUUUUGAAGUGUUUUUUAUGCAAAGAAAAUUGUGUCGCUCUUAGAAGGAGCUGAUAGAAUUCUUUUCAUUCUUUAAAAUAUUUAGACUCUAGUUACUUUUGUUACCUAUACCCUUCUAUAUGUAAGCGUUCCAUCCAAUUCCAUAUUAUCCCAUCCACACACACUAAGGGCUUGUUGGUAAACAUUGCACCGAUGGUGUUGACUAUUUUGCUUUAGGUGCGCUCAGCGUAUGGGCAGCCUCUCUAUGGGGAUGCGUGUUGUCCACGACAAUAAUUUAAUUUCUUAUAGUGAAGACCAUGUAGUCCAGGCACUCAGCAUCUUUCUCAAACAGCAGUUUUAUUGGAGAAACACAGCAAACACAGCAACGUUUUGAUCCACAAAGAUGCGAGUGUGGAUCGAAAUGUUGCUGUGUUUCUCCAAUAAAACUGCUGUUUGAGAAAGACGCUGAGUGCGUGGACUACAUUGUCUUCACUAUAUGGAAUGGGGGUCUGCCAGCCCUCGGUACAGUGCAUCGAAGUCUACAAGUGAUGAGAGUGUGGAUCCCUCCUUUGUUUGCAAUAUUUUAAUUUCUGACAUGUUCUAUCACAGACUCUCCACAACAGGAAUUCAGACCUGCUAGCUUUGAAAUUUCUCCGUACAUGCAUAGACAUGCAAUAUCCUAUUUCUCAGGUGUUUUAAUCUCUGAUAUGUGAGAAUCCAUUGUUGGAGGCUUUUUGUGAAUUCGUCUAAAAUCAAUCCUGAAACCUGUUCUUCUUGCUCUGGACGCUUUCUUAUCAAAGGACAGAAAAUGAAGGGAAAAUCAGAGCGUGCAGAUCAGGUGCAUUCUGUGAAAUCGUCACUCAAUAAGUCUUGGAGGGGCUGGAAAUAUGCAGCACUUUAUAAAACAUUAGCACACCAGGGUUUACAAGCCAUUGCACUCCAGCUGUUUUGUUGCCAAUUUCCGCGAUGCUUGGCCAUUUGGGAAAUUUUAAAGGACCACUGUCUACUCAAAUUCUUUUUAAUUUUUUUUUUAUAUAAUCUUUUCAUAUCGCUUUGAAAGACAAAAUAUAUUUAUGAGCUUGUGUAUUUUGUGCUCCAUUUUGCAGUGUGUUUGGUUGGAAGCCAGUUAUCCACCAGUGUAAUCCCUUUCCUUACCUCGGAUGUUUCUACCAUUGAUACUAAUUGCAGUUCUGUGAACACCACUCAGUGCACGGCUUGCCCAGCGGGGACGUUUUCCAGUAAUGGUAAGUAGUCACUCUGUUGGGACCAGAAAAGAAAUGCCUUUUAAUAAGCGAUGCACAUAGAUGGGUAACCACACAGCUACUGACGUGUACUACCACCUCCCUACCCCCCCCUCCCGAGUGCCAACUAUGAUUCUGAGCAGACAUUACCCAAUACAAACAAUAUGUUCUGUGUUCGACCAAUCAAAGUCAUUGCUUGUUUGUAUACUAGAAAUAGUAAGCUUUGUGGCCAGAAAUUAGGUUAAAAAUGUUAUGAUGGCUUCUGCCCAGUGAACUGAUUUACUCCUAAUAGGCUUUAAGUGGUGAUAUCAAGAUUAGGUUGUAAUUCACAAGUCUUCGAGUUAUUUUCUAUGAUGAUUUAUUAGAUCCUAGGAUCAGAUUGGAGUGUACUAUAUGUAUACAGAAUUAUCCCCAGAGGGUUCUACUAGAGAACAUUAUACUCUUUCUGCUAUUUAGUAACAGACCACAAUGUGCCUACUUCCAAGAUUUUACUAUUAACAUGACGUAAAGUCACGAUUUUAUUAAUGACACGGAGGCGAGUAUUAUGCUUCUCUCUUUCUUUAUUUUCUCUCCGCAGCAAAGAGACAAUAUGUAAACUUGAAUGAAAUAUUAAUAAAAGAAUAAAUAUAAUAACUCUGCCUAGAAACAGGGCAGCCAAUCAGGAUACAGGAACAGUCUAUAAAAGGUCUUCAACUAGCCAUCCAUUUCCUCUUCUCUGCCUGUACGACCGAAGACCAGAAAGCAGACAAAAAACUUCAAACAGGAACCACGGUCACAUAGGAAAACCAUCCAGUUCGAAAAUCAAGCUGUGAAGAAACAAAAGAUAUGGUAAAAUCCAAACUCCGGAACCAUCAAAAUAUUCACUUAAUCUGAAGACUACAGGAAUAUAGCAAAGUUAUAACGAUACACAAGCAUCAUACAACGAUAUAUGCAUAAAACAUCACAAAAGACACUUACCGCCACCUACCUUGCAGAUAAUUAAACAUAAUAACCAAGUAGUGUCCGACAACCCACAGUGAGGGCGGGUGGGAAUAAUACUCUCCUCCGUGUCAUUAAUAAAAUCAUGACUUUAUGUCAUGUUAAUAGUAAAAUCUUGGAAUUGUAUUAAUGACACAGAGGCUCCUAUUAUGCUAGUUAAAAGCUGAGCCACCACCUGAGAAGGAAAAAAGGUCAAUCGGGCAGAAAUAGAAAUCCCAAAAUGUAGAUUCAUGGGACCAAUCCGCCGCUCUUAGACUAUCGACAAGGCGACAAACCAAUCCCUGAUGCUUCAGAGGCCACGGCUCCCCUCACAGAAUGAGCAGAGAACAUUGAAGUAUCAAUCCCUGUAACGGAUAGAAGGUCCCAUACCCACCAUGCUAGAGGGGGCCUAGAAACUGGAAGAUGUGGUGUAUGAAAAGAUAUAAACAAUAGAUGUAAGUCGGGUGAUCUCAAUAUUCGCACACUAUCAAGGUAAGAUUGCAAACAUGCCACCGGGCACAGAUUAAGUUUGACAGAAUAUCUCAGGUAGGAGACUGAUUUCGUAUCUGUUUAGUCCUACGAGAAAUGUUGAAUGAUACUCCUACUGGGGUGAAGGAUAUCGCAGUCCAACUCAAGGCUCUAACAUCUGAUAUCCUCUUACAAGAGAGUAAGUAGUCUGAUCGGGGAACCAUCCAGACCUCGACCCACAGAAAUAGCCGUUCUAUAAACAUUUAACUGUGCGAUUUAAACAGCGCUGUCAGGAAACGCAGUAUCACAUUCAGAGAGGUAGAAAUUGGAUCCAAUUACCUUUCCAUGCACCAGCCAGCCCAUACGAUAGGCAGAUCUUGUCCCAGAAGCCCAGGCAUAGUCCAGGAGUUCUGUAGUUGAUCAUGGAACGUCUGCGAGUGACCAGGGACUCUGGAAAUUAACCAUGCAGCGAGUUGAAGUAGGUCUUGGUCUAUCAAUCCGUAUGAGUUCCCAUCCGGAUCCAGAAGCAAAUCCGGUGUCACUGGUAUCAGCCGUGGGAAUCCAACAACAUUUUCAGAGGCCAAGGUAACCACGGUUGAGUUUGGCACAUAGGAACCACUAUCACCAGUGAGCAUUCGUGCCUUCAUAGAAAAGAUAGUGUCCGAGAGAUCAGGUUGAACGGAGGAAAGGCAUAGUGACGAGAAGAUAUAUCUGUAGGAAGGCAUCCACUCCCAGCGCUGUAGGGUCUGGCCGUCAACUGUAUAUCUGGAUAAUUGGGUGUUCAGUCUGGACUCUACCAGUGGGCCCCACAAACGAUGUAGACAGUGGAAGAUCGAACUGAGCAGAUGCCAAUUCCCCCGAAUCCCGUAGGUAUCUGGAGUUCCAAUCCUCGAGCAGUCGCAUGGUCCAUUGCAAGUGACAGAGGAGUUGGGCGGGAGAAGUGGACAUAAGCAGGAUGUCGUCCAGGUAAAUUUAUAAACCAAAACUCCACGCACCCGGAGAAAAACUACCACCGGCUUCAUGAUUUUUGAGAAGCACCAGGGAACCGAAGACAGUCCAAAAGAUAGACAGGUAAAUCUCCAUCACCAUCCUUGCCAUGUGAAAUGCAGCCUAUCAUUGUGCUGCUCAGCUUUGGAGACAGUCAAAUAAGCGUCCUUGAGUUCCAGUGUGAUCAUCCAAUCUCCCGGAUGUAGUAGAUCCCGGAGUCAGUGAAUGCCCUCCAUCUUAAAAUGUUGGUAAUGGAGGAAAAUGUUGAGGUUUAGCAGAUUUAUCACCGGGCGAACACCUCAGCCUUUUUAGGCUACCAGGAAAAAAUUGCUUGUGUAUCCCGGGGUCUCGACUUCUUGAUUCACCCGUUUGGUCGCUAGGUCAGUGUGGGUCGGGAGCACAGGCAGUGAACCCUGGGUAUGUAAUAGGGCCUGUGCAAAGGACUGUAAAAUGGAGGUGGACAUAGUCCCCAUCGCAGAAGCCAGAGCCCUUUGAACAGAGCCCAGGAGGGCCUUGAAUUCCUGGGAGGGCAUUAAACUCAUGGUUGGGGUAAUUCGGGCCUGAAACCCCAUCACCAUGGGAUUGCAUCCUGGAGUAGGGAUUAGGGCAGGAUAGAGGGUUAAGAAGGCCACAGGGACACAAUCUGUAUAAUCUGCAGGUCUGCAGAGCAGUGUGGGCUCAAUCUGCAGCCCUCAAGCAAUACUAUAGGCCCAAGCCUAAAUCAAGACUUCCAGGUAUAAAGUGUAUGUCACAGAUACUACCCAGCAACACACCACAGGUAGAACAAUAUACCUAAAAGAAAACUACAAAGCCACAGGGUUGAGUAACCCCAACAGAAUACAUACAAUAAGGACAGAGGAGAAAUAGGGGCCGUGCCGCCAGGAACCUUGUCAGCCACGAGGUAGGCCGCCAGGAUCCGCCUUUGUGCGUUUCCGACAAAGCGUGCCAAAGGUGAGCAGGCUCCCCUCUCACAAUGGCCCGCGAGCGCAGAGAGCUCACGGCCCCAAAGUUCCUGCGGCAAUGAGCAAACAAACCCGCACGGUGGGGAUCCCAACGGGGAUGGAACUGCCGCGGUGUCGGCACGUGAAAGGGGGGAAGGUUAGGUCCACUGAAACGGCAUGGCCUGAAUCCCGAGCCUGUACUCCCCAGGGAACAAAGUAUAGACCGGGAGACUGCCCAAACCAUGAAAUACACAGCAGUGGGAACACAAAUAGUAACCCAAGAAAAACAAGUAAUAAUCAAUAGAAGUACAUAUAAAAACGCUAAACAAUGCAUCAAAGUACAGAAUGAAAAAGUAUAAGAAAGAGGAAGUGGAAUGCUAGUUCAAGACCUUUUUUAUAGACUGUUCCUGAAUCCUUAUUGGCUGCCCUGUUUCUAGACAGGGUUGUUUAUUCUUUUAUUCAUAUUUCAUUCAUGUUUACAUAUUUUCGCUUUGCUGCUGAGGGAAAAUAAAGAAAGAGCCUAAUACUCGCCUCCAUGUCAUUAAUAAAAUCUAUAAUCCUUCUAUUAUGUUUGUAAUUUAGUUACUACUAUUAUCCAUUUCUCUCUUUUAUACAUUUUCUGUACUCGUAAUAUUUAUUUAGUUGUGUGCUCUGACAUUUUUAACUGAUUGACUAAAUAAAGGUUUUUUUUUUUUUUGGUUUUUUUUUAAAGGCAUUUUUUUGUUGUUGGAAGUUUUUUGUUCCCUUUUUUUGGCCUCCACUACUUCUUGUAAAUGUUUACCAAUGUGGGUUAGCCUCUUUUCGUCCUAUGUCGACUGUGUUAGUCACUGUAGUUUCUAAGGUGACUUUACUUCAAUAUUAAUAUUAUGUUGUACAUUCAUUGGAUGUAUCAAAGCUUGAAAAGCGCAAUCUUAUUAACUUUUUUGAGAAUUUCUUUUUUUUUUUUUUUAUAAUUAUUGUUGUUCUAAAAGGGAGAAGCAGUAUCCCUACUGUAUUAUUGUCACAUUGUGAUAUAGAAGCAUAUUAACACUACUAUUUUGGUAUCCAGCUCUAUUUAAUGACCAUCGUUUUGGAAUAAAAUGUUUGAAAAGGUGCACACAUGAUUUUGUUCUUGUAAUGUCUACAUAUCAGACUUUCAACCACCUUCAUGUUGAGCGGCAGAGGGACUUUAUGAAAAUACUUGCAUGUCUUGGUGACUAUUACGUAAAAUGGAAUUCCAUAAAUCCUACUCUUCAAGGUUCCCUGCUGCCGCAACUGCUUUACUUAUUCCAGACCAUUCCAAUCUCUAUACCUAAGGAGUUCUUUCAGUCGCUCACCACCGUGAUAUUUAAGUUUGUUUGAAAAUCAGGACCACCCAGAGUGAAUCAAGCGCUCUUGUCUCUCCCUAAGCGAAUGGGAGGAGUGGGCCUCCCGUCGCUUCUCCUUUACUGGGGAGGAUCACACUGGACUUGCGUGAAACAGUUCUGCUCCGCUACGAAGCACAAGUCCCUCUUACAAUUGGUCCCCGAGGGCACCACUUUGGGAACGAGGAGGUUUAGGUACCACCAGAUUAAACACUAUUACCAGUCCAUCACGGGCAAGCAUUUGGUCCACAGUGAGCUGACAGAGUUUGAGAGGCUCCGCACCUCGAGAGAUCGCCCUCUGAAAGGGAUAACCCUCCUAUACUCCCAGUUGCUUACAACAGUACCUUGCCCCCCAUCAAAUAAAAGUCCCGCUGGGAACAAGCUGUGGGCUGCACAUUAACGGACCCACAAUGGGAAAAAAUAGAUAUUCUAAUGCACCAAGGCAUGAUCAGCAACAAAGUGCAAGAGCUCAACUAUAACUUAUUGUUAAUUGGUACAGGACACUGACUCGACUCCACUACAUGAAUGGUGAUCUUUCCAAUACUUGAGAUGCGGGACCGAAGUGUGGACGGAUCUACAUAUCUGGUGGUCGUGCCCUACUAUUAGGCCAUAUUGGCAGCAAAUACAUACCAAGAUUACUGAAAUCCCGGACUCAGACCUGCCCUUUCAACCCUUACCGAUUGCUCAUGCACCACACAAUGCUUUCUCUUUCAGCAUACAAGUGCUCCCUCACGAGACCUCACCUAAACGCUGUAAAAUCUCUUAUUCCGCUCAAGUGGCGCUCGGCAAACCCACCGGCCUUGGCACAAUGGAUGGCCAGGGUGGAGGAUCUAUACAUGGAAUCCCUCACAGCAUCCCUACAAAGGACCUCUGAGAAAUGUGCCCUUACAUGGGCCCCCUGGUGCAAAUACAUGGCGCAGCAUUCAACCCAAACUAAUUGAGGGCCUUCAAUCCUCUCUUUGUCCAUUGUUUUCCUCAUUCUACUCUCUCCAAUUCUUCCUUCCUCCCCGGUAUUACUGGGACUGUCAGGAUACAAGGGAUUGGAGGAAGGGGGGGAUUAGACUCCCAUAAGUUUCCUUAGACCGCAGUACCCUUAUUGGUAGCUUCGUCACCCACCACCACUACUUGAAUACUAGAUGGUAGCAUACACUACUGCUACAUAUAACGACUCUAUUAGGACUGACUCCCCAGACUCGACUGUUAGUUCAAUGUAUAUUCCACCUGUGAGUGGCUCACUGUUUAUUGGAUAUGCUCAUCUGAUAUGUAACCGGAAAAAAAUAAAAUUUAAAUUGUCACAAAAAAAAGUAGGAAACCUGUUGUCCAGGAUGCGUGUACUUUCUACCCUCUGAGUUGGGCAACAAAGAUAAUGAUUUUAUUCCUCCUCCCUUAGCACAAAAGUCCUGCUCUUUGUGCCCAACUACAUAUCUUGUAUGGAGCUACAUCCCUCAUAGCCAUAAUUACUUUUCAAACCACUGGCUCGUGAGCUUAUAAUGGCCUUUAAUUGGAAUGUUCUGCGCUAUUACAUCCAGUAAUUAGUGAGUUGAUUGAUACUAUGUCAGACCUUUUUUUUUAUUUUUUAUUUUUUAAGUUUUCAGAAUGUGUAAUUCUCGUGUCUUCUUGAUGUGCCUCUCAGUAAUUAUCUAUUUUCUAUAAGAAAACCAUUAAUUUUCUAUAUUGAAUGUUUAAGACCCCCUAACUUUUUGAUGUAGAUUAAAGAUUUAUUUAAAGGACUCUAAUUGAAUCAUGAUUGAAUAAUGAUAAUGGUUUUCUUCCUAGAUGUGUCUACCUAUUAUUAUACAACAUUGUAAUAUCUGUUGGUUUUAAAUUCUGGAGUCCAAAAGAAGAGAGAUAUUUUUAUUUUAUUUAUUUUUUUAACUUUCUCCCAAGUCAUUAUUACGACAUGCAGUAUUACACUCUAUAAACCUAUGGCCAUUUAUAGAAAGUAACAAAGCAAACCCAGAGAAUGGGAGAAUAACACACUUGGAAUAGAUGUUUUAUGUAGGCUCUCUAUUUGUAUAAAUAUUUUUCCAUAAAAAUGUCCAGCUCUGGAAAGACUUUAGUGGAAGAAAAUUUGUGAUGUUUUAAAUAAAACUGUAUAAGCCAUUUAUAAUCUGUGUAUAGACCAGAAACCGGUUAUCGUAGAGCAGAAGGAAAUGCUAAACUGUUAAAGCAGUCUUGUAGAGCUUUUCUAUUUAUAAAAGUCCAUUUAUCACUGGAAUCCCCAUAUUCAUAAGACUGAAUGAAUAUCACAAGUUAAUAAAACAUUGACCAAUUAUGCACAUUGCAACAUAAAAUCCCUAUUUCUGGGUAGCAAAGCACUUGUUAAAUUCUCAUUAACUGACCCAGAAGUAAGCAUGAAGAAUUUAUAUAGCACAUGAAGCAUACGUAAGCUCUAUACCAAAACCAAACUAAAGGGGAAAAAACAAGGAAUGAAUAAAAUCAAUCCAUAAAUAAUUGGAAAGCUAGACUAUUUAUUUAUUACCAAUAUUAAAUACAUAAUGUUAGGAAGGAAUGCGGAGCAAAAUGGACAACAGCAACCACACUUCAGUGAAGGCGUUUGCUUUGUAUCUGUAGAAAUCCGUGACCAUUCAGCCAGUAGAGCGUUUGUGAGGUCAGACAGUGAUGUUGGCUCAGAAGGUCUGGUCUGCAAAUUGCCUCCAACUUCAUCCCAAAGGUGUUCAGUGGGGUUGAGGUCAGGGCUAUAUGUGAGCCUCUCUAGUUCCUUCUCACCAAACUCAUCAAAUUAUAUCUUUGUGGACUUCACUUUAUGAACAUGAACACAAUCCUGCUCGAAUAGGGAGUGGCAUGCCCCAAACUAUUGCCACAAAGGUGGAAGCAAUCAGUUGUCUAAAAUGACUUUGCAUCCUGUAGCGUUAAGAUGACCUUUCACUAGAGCCACGUGGCCUAGCUCCCUGGAAACUAGACCAUUAUCUUCCACCGAAUAAGAAAACAAAAAUCGUUUUCCUAACUCCCCAUCCAAGGUAGAAAUUGGAGUGGGGGUGAGGAAAAAAGGUCAGGAUGGUGGUACCAGCUCCACCUAAGUAUGGGCUUGAACCCAGAUAUUGUGUAUAAAAAAACAAAAAAUAAACUGGAUAGGAGCGAUAACCCCCUAGGGGAUCCUCCAGAUAACUGGUAUAGCAGGUAUAUUCACUGUUAAUACAAUGUUUCUCGAGAAUUCAUUAAGUGUAUAUAAGAUAUAGACAGUAAAAACUCUAGGCACAGGGGAUAGAGCUUGCUGUUGGAAGGGAAAUCAGUGCAUAUAAUGAACUAAAAAUCCUGCACCAAAGGCUGCUACUGAGAGGCAGAACGGCUGCUGUAGACACCACUAGACUGAUUCCCUAAGACUCCAAUAAACACCUUUGUGGGUGUUCUAUACUAAAGCUGCUACUGAAACCCGGUGUCUACGACCAGCCUCCAUAGAAUACUAGAUGCUGUUUAAUCUAUAAAUAUAAACGAAAUUAACAACCAAAAUAAAGUGAAAAAAAGAAGAAGAAAAAAACAAAAAAACAAAUCCCUUCAAGUGCAUAGUGCAGUGCUAAAGUGAGGUGAAGGGAUUAUCUUCCACCAAACUGUACAAUGGGCACUGUUCCAUUAAAGGGACUCUCCAGUGCCAGGAAAACAAAUUUUGUUUUUCUGGCACUGCAGAAUCCUGCCGUGCCCCCCUCCCUACAACCCCCCAUCCCAUGUUGCUGAAGGGUUAAAUCCCCUUCAGUAACUUACCUGAAUCUAGCGCAGAUGCUUCACCCACGCUCCUCUCCCGCUGACAUCAGCCGACGGGGGAGAUCUAAUGCGCAUGCACGCGUGCAUUAGACCUCCCUAUAGGAACGCAUUAUUGCUUUCCUAUGGGGAUUCUGGCGAUGCUGGAGGUCAUCAUGCAUAGCAUGAGGACGUCCAGCGUCGUUUAAAACACUUUUUGUGUUUUUAAGAACGCGGAAGUCCCUCUAGUGGCUGUCUGAGAGACAGCCACUAGAGGAGGACUUAACCCUGCAAGGUAAUUAUUGCAGUUGAUAAAAACUGCAAUAAUUACACUUGCAGGGUUAAGGGUGAUGGGAGUUGGCAACCAGAUCACUCCAAUGGGCAGAAGUGGUCUUGGUGCCUGGAGUGUCUCUUUAAGUAGUGUUCUCCUGACAAAGAUUAUUACAUCAAACUGCUAGCCACUUCGGGUGAUACUUGGCAUUUCGCAUGUUGGUGUGAAGCUUGUGUACAUGAAACUCACAACGUACAGUUCUGGCCCUGUAGCAUGUGUCUAUAAAACCAAAAAUACACUCUCUUAGGUUUUGUUUCACUGUACAGGUAAAAAAUAAGCAAUAUUGGACAAAGGCCAGAUCAAUAAAAUGCAGUGAAGUUACAUUGGUGCCCAGAGUGUUUGAGAUAUCCUCUAAUUUCAGAGUACGUGUGCUGAGCAUAUUGCUUGCUACAUUUGGUCUGCGUAUAGAGUUUGCAUUGUGCUCUGUAGUUUACUGUAAACAUGGUAUGAUCUAAAUCCAUAUUAGACCUACAUGCUGUACGGAGAUACAACCUGUAUUUUGCUAAACGUACAUAAACACUCCGGCGGUCUACUUUACAAACGCAAUGUUUUGUCACUUUUGAUAGUCACCAUGUUUUGGACAUCUCAUAUUACAGUGACUGCAGUUGUCUAUCUUUAGAUGGAAACCGAAAGCAGAACUACUCCUACAUGUAAUUUAGAACAAGAACAAUGUAUAUUAUUUACCCAGACUGAUUUCUAAACCCCUUUUUUGUAGUUUAAAGACACAUUACUGGGAGUAUUAUUUCUGCGGAGCUCAAUUAAACACGCAGACACACCAACAAUAUGGAGGUAAUAGAAAAGAGAGACCGAGGGAUUUGGGUCCAAAAUAAGGACUGUCCCUCCUAAAUAGGGAAACUUGGGUGGUAUGGUUUUGGAUCUACAACUCCUAAAGUUAGAGAAAAAACCACAGGAGAUGGUUUUCCACGACCGGUAUCUGUUGGUUCCAUAAAACAAAUUCUAGUGAAUAAAAGAAGGAAAAAGAUACAAUGUUAUGUUGCGGUAAAGAAGUGUCGGUGAUUGGUAAGAGCUUGGAUUGCUGGUUGCUUUCUUCUCUAAAUUUAGUUCCUAACUUCAUCCUUGGUAGGAAAUGAACUGGUAGGACUUCAGUAACAUUGACCUUUACUCCUACCACUGCAAUGGAGCCUGCUAUACUGAUAGAAAUGGCUUGGCAUAAACAAGUGCUGAGAUUAUUUUUUUUACUUCUUUCUCCAUUCACAGAUACUGAACCCUGUGUCUGUUGUCGGAGUGGCUUCUGUCUGGAUUCCUCUGGAUGUUUUCCAUGCUCAGCGGGUUUCUACCAGCCACAGCCAAGCCAAUUGACCUGUCUUCCAUGUCCAGAAGGGUUUUAUAGCAAGUAAGGUGGCUGCAAGACUGCAUGGUCUGUUAUGAGCUCUAGCAUAUGGUUUUAAACCUGAGCUACCGAACAGAGGCUUAGCAUGUUCAUUUAGUAACCGGGGCAAGUCUAUAAACUGCGCCCCGUCAAAGCCCUUCCAUGAAAGCUUUAUUUUUAUGAGACACUCACCGCACUCCCACACCAUGGCUUCUUACCCACAAACAAGUUAGUUGACAGACACACACGAACACACACUUACUCACGCUUGCAAGUGACCUGCACGCAGUGAAACCUGCACACACACUCACACGCAGUGACCCAUACACACUUUCUGACACACAUGGUGACCCAUACUCACAGUGACACCAGCACACAAACACUGCUUCAUUACCCAUGGAAUGGAGAGCAUGUGACUGUGAGGGAAGCUUCAGUAAUGGCAAACAAUCUGAGAACGUGUUGGUGACCCACUGCACGAUAAAACUUGUACCCUCUUUGUUGCAUCUCUUCCACUGGAAUCAUUGAAGACCUAGCAUCCCUCGCAUUUUAAUCUUUAUUAAAGGGACACUAUAGUCACCUGAACAACUUUAGCUUAAUGAAGCAGUUUUGGUGUAUAGAACAUGCCCCUGCAGCCUCACUGCUCAAUCCUCUGCCAUUUAGGAAUUAAAUCCCUUUGUUUAUGAACCCUAGUCACACCUCCCUGCAUGUGACUUGCACAGCCUUCCAUAAACACUUCCUGUAAAGACAGCCCUAUUUAGGCUUUCUUUAUUGCAAGUUCUGUUUAAUUAAGAUUUUCUUAUCCCCUGCUAUGUUAAUAGCUUGCUGGACCCUGCAAGAGCCUCCUAUAUGUGAUUAAAGUUCAAUUUAGAGAUUGAGAUACAAUUAUUUAAGGUAAAUUACAUCUGUUUGAAAGUAAAACCAGUUUUUUUUUUUCAUGCAGGCUCUGUUAAUCAUAGCCAGGUGAGGUGUGGCUAGGGCUGCAUAAACAGAAACAAAGUGAUUUAACGCCUAAAUGACAGUGAAUUGAGCAGUGAAAUUGCAGGAGAAUGAUCUAUACACUAAAACUGCUUUAUUUAGCUAAAGUAAUUUAGGUGACUAUACUGUUCCUUUAAAGGCUAGUCGAUGCAUUUAAAAAAACAAAAAAAAAACAAUUAUCUUCAGUGGAAUGUCAUUGAGUGAUGGGUAGAUUAUGGGCCUGGUUUCUGGUUCUUUUUAUUGUAUUUUGUGUGGUGUGUUUUUUUUUUUUUUUUUUAAUUGAUGCAAACUCAAUGUGCUAAAAAACAGAAUACAAAUGUAUUUUUAUUUGUGCACCGUUUCUUCGUGUAUAUUGUAUACAUUUUGGUCUCUGAGAAAUACAUGUCGAAUUCCUGUUUAGUUCUUACUUAAUUUUGACUGUGUGUGUGUGUGUGUUCUUUUCAAUGUUAGUAUGGAUUUUGAACGGUAACAAUCCUUUGUGAGUAGAGUGACAUAUACACUACGAGACCAAUAAAGGGGUUUAAUACUGUGUGUGAACGAUAUGAUGUACUCUCACCAUGUGACCAGGUCCUAAUGCUGACAAACGUGUCCUAAAAGCGUUAACCAUAUUUAUUUUACUGCAUUAUUUUACUUUCCCCUACUCCUUUGUAGUAUACAAACGUAUAAUUAAUCUGUGCUUUAUAUUUCAGCACCAAUCAAAGCACCAUGUGCCAAUCAUGCCCAGCUGGCUACUACUCCAAUCAAACUGCCUCUGUGCUCUGUAUGGACUGUGAUAAAGGUACUGUUCUUAAAAUUAUCUGCUAAAAAGGCUCUGUUUGGCAACAUGCAUUUAGCUGCCAGGAAAAUGUUAUCAGGACACUACAGUUAUACAGCACAGAAGACUUUGCUGUACACCUCUAUGUUCAUGUUCCCAUUGUACAGCGCUACAGAAUCUGAUGGCGCUGUAUAAAUAAUAAAAUAAUAUCACGUUUUAUAUCUAAAUAUCCAAACAGGAAAACAUUUUUCUCUUAAGUUUGGUUGGCAUGUAAGGAUAUGCAGUGAUGACCUGAGAGGGUGAUUUUAUCAUUCGAGGUCUGAAACAGCCUGUCUAGUGCCCCAUCUGAGAUGGACGACUUUGCGUGCCCACUGUUAAUUUAUCUACUAAUUCUGGGUAAUAUGGGUUCCGAAUUCACUAACUGUUUUCUUGGUGGCAUGUACGAACACACAAGCCUAACUAUUUUGCCAUUAUUAAAAGGAAAUCAAUAUUGACAGUUAAUGCCGUCACGCUCACUUAAUUCUAUCAUGUUCCUGUUCUAUGUAUCUAUUUUGAGGUGGUUGGUGGUAUUUUCAUGUUAUCUGACUUGCCACCAUUAACCCUAAACAUCUCUUUAACAGGGUUCUUCUCCUCUCAAGAGAAUGCCACAUCCUGCCAAGCGUGUUUACCUGGGACUUUUUGCAAGUAAUGUGUGGUUUGUUUGUUUUUUGUUUUUUUUUAUAUAUAAAUAUUUUGAACUAUUUUAUUCUGCACAGAAUGUAUUUUUCCGCUUCAGGUUGUGAUUGAGUGAGUGACAUCUUUAAAACUUGGCGUGUUGCUUGAAAAAAUAUCGCUAAAAUACAGCACUUUUUUAUUUUAUCUCUAAUAUUGCAUGUAUACAUAAUACAAGUAAUUUAGCCUUCACACAGCUUUCUUUCGUAAUGGGUCUGGCUGUCAACUCUUUAUUUAUAUAUAUACUGUACAUAGGUUGUAAAAAUAAUAAAGUGCAACGUCUUAAAACUCAAUGCUGUUUUAGUUUUGUGUAAAAUUUUCUUUAUUGUUUUGUCAUUUAAAGCAGAAUAAGAUUGAAACAGUACACAUUCUUAAUAACAGUACUUCUGUAGGCGAAUAAAAAAGCACCAAUUAUAAUGAAGUAAAUAACCGUUUUUAUAAUGAAGUAAAUAAGUUUUGCGUAUUAUACGCGGAUGCUAAGCCGUGAAUGGCUAAGAAGUAGAGUGCAUGCUUAAAAGUAAACCAAAUCAUAAAUGCAAAUAUGCUAGCACAUCAUAAUUAAAUUAAGGUAUGCAAAUAUUAGCCUGAUCCUACAUAGACAUGACGUAAGUUCUAGGUGCUUUAAAUUUGACUUAACCGAAACUAUUGCAAAAAGGCUCCCCCAGGUGGCCACCAUCUUGUCUCCCGAACGCAGGCAGUGGUACCUGGAACUUAUUUUGGCUAGGCACCCCCACGAACGGCAUUCGGGAGAUCUAAAUACCGAAUGCGUGGAGCAUUCGACACCUAAAAGCGUUCGCAUAUUACGUAUAAAAACCCACGAAAGUGGUCAAAAGUGUACCUCGAUGGAAAAUCCAAACCACUGAACUGAUCUGAGUGAUUUUUGGUUAUGAUAGUCACUCAGAUCAUGGCUAUCCAGGAACGUGACUUUUGAAAGGGGUUUCCAUGGAUUUGGGGAGUACGUUUGGGAUGUUUAAAAAUUUUCAUAUUUUUCUGUUCCUGGGAGAUAAGUGAAUUGUAAGUUUCCUGACAGCAUUAUCUCUCAGGAGUUUACUGUAUGUAUAAAUUGAGAGUGCUUGCCUGCAUUAAACAGAUCUACUCCCAGUAUCCGUCUCCACUAAUGUGUGGUGGAAAGUGAUACCAGCGAUAUUUACUUUGAUGCGUAUUGGAGCUACUUUAUUUUGGGAAAGGGAAUCUGUGGUGGCGUUAUAUUGGCGGUCCGCCACAGCAACUAUUAAAAUAAUUAACAAGGAGGGGACAUAAUGUCCACCCAAACUCACAGGGGGUGAACACUAGUAUAAUAACCCCCACUAUUAAGCUAUUUGUUAGUGUGAGUUGGGGCUAAUUGUAAAAAUAAAGUGAAGUGUGCUGCGUAGUGACCGACCAGUCAGAAUGCCCAUGAAGACCCCUGUCCACUGCUGAAAGCACCUUCAAUGGGGUAUUGGCAUCCGCAAUGGAGAUCCUCUUGCUAACAGGCAACAGGGUUGCCUGUUCUGAUGAUUCACAUUUUCAUUUAGAUCAGGUGGGUGCUCUAGUGUGUGUGCGUUCUUUAUCUGGUAAAGAGAUGGUAGUAGGAUGCACUAUUGGAAGAAGGCAGGUCCUGGCAUAUGGGUGUUAUUUUGACACGUACCACCUACCUAGAGAUUGUAGACCAUGUACACCCCUUUAUGGCAGUGGUGUUUUGUGAUGGCAGUGGCAUCUUUCAACAGAAAAAAUGAACCCUGCCAAAAUUGUUCAGGAAUAGUUUGAGGAACAUUACAUAGUUCAAGGUGUUGCCUUGGCCUCCAAGUUCCCCAGAUCUCAGUCUGAUUUAAGAAUUUGUGGGAUGUGCUGAAACAAAAAAAACAAAAAACAGAUAAAUGGAGGCCUUACUCUGCAGGACUUUAAAGGAUCUGCUGCUCAUGUCUUGGUGCCAGAUACAACAGGACACAUUCAAAGGUCUUGUGGAGUCCAUGCCUCAACACAUCAGAGCUGUUUUGGCUGAGCAAGGGGAACGUACACGGUAUUAGGCAGGUGGUUUUAAUAUUGUGGCUUCUCAGUGUACACUUAUAUAAAUUCUCAUUUAUGAUUUAAAUGUGUGCCUGAUUAAAGGGACACUAUAGUAACCUGAACAACUUUAGCUUAAUGAAGCAGUUUUGGUGUAUAGAACAUGCCCCUGCAGCCUCACUGCUCAAUCCUCUGCCAUUUAGGAGUUAAACCCCUAUGUUUAUGAACCCUAGACACACCUCCCUGCAUGUGACUUGCACAGCCUUCCAUAAACACUUCCUGUAAAGAGAACCCUAUUUAGGCUUUCUUUAUUGCAAGUUCUGUUUAAUUAAGAUUUUCUUAUCCCCUGCUAUGUUAAUAGCUUGCUAGACCCUGCAAGAGCCUCCUGUAUGUGAUUAAAGUUCAAUUUAGAGAUUGAGAUACAAUUAUUUAAGGUAAAUUACAUCUGUUUGAAAGUGAAACCAGUUUUUUUUUUUUCAUGCAGGCUCUGUCAAUCAUAGCCAGGGGAGGUGUGGCUAGGGCUGCAUAAACAGAAACAAAGUGAUUUAACUCCUAAAUGACAGUGAAUUGAGCAGUGAAAUUGCAGGGGAAUGAUCUGGACACUAAAAUUGCUUUAUUUAGCUAAAGUAAUUUAGGUGACUAUAGUGUUCAUUUAAUGCUAAAGUAACUCAAAAUAAAUUCAUGUAUUUGUCCUGAUUUUAUAAAGUACAUUAUAUGUAUAGGAUUUCAGGGUUUUUUUUGUGACCUUUUAAGUACCAAAAAUAGAGUAACCUACAAUUUCGAUGAUGAGCGAUUUUAAAACUAGGUAGGUUUGUCUUCCAAAUUUAAGUGCAAUCACAGGGAAAAAAAAUUGCCACACGAAAGUAUAUAUUUAUAUAUAGUGUAGACAUCACCGGCUAUUAACCUGAGGGUAUUCUGACACUUUUUACAUUUAGCCAAUUUCUGCUAAAUAUUGCAGUAAAGAUGUGGGGGAUUCUCUUGCUAACCCAAACCCUAAUCUGAAACUUAAUUCUAAACCUAAUGCUACUCCUAAACCUAAUCUUAAUCCCUAAUCCAAAGGGGUUCCCGCUGCUACCAUCAGUAUUAUAUUGGCAAAGGAAAUUCUAAGAUAAAAACAGUAGAAAGUGGUGUGUUGCUGACAUCUACUGGUUGUGUUCAGCAUGACGGGGAUAUAAAUCAUGUCAUACUGCAGAUUCAGUGCCCAUUACACUGUGAUCGAUGCUGUGCAACUGGCAAAGUCCAGCCCCAUCCAAAUGGCAUUGGGACAUAGCGGGAGACUCUUUUUCAGGGUGUCCCUCAAGCAUUUUGCACAUAGAUAAUCACCGUGGUUGAGCACCAUCACUCAUGGAUUCCUCAGUAGAUUUAAAGGGCUGUAUGCAGCGCUGACUUUCAGUCCUACAUAGACACCAUAAAUCUGUCUGGGGCAUUUCACAGGCUAACUGCAUCCGUCCAUGCUUGUAAAAAAAAGACAUGAUUUAUUUAUUUAUUUAUUUUUUGUGGGGGUUUAAGGGGGGUUUGGAAAUAGCCAGUUUUAUUUUUUUUGUUUCAAAAACUGAUCAUAACAGUUCUAAUACUCCAGGCAGAUUUUAUUUUUUAUCAACACUACUGUAAUUUUACAGAACUGAUGGUAUGAAUGCACAUUGCAUUGUGAUGGCUGUAUCUAUAGUCCUGUGAUCUCUUUCCACAGCGUGACCACAUGUACCAGCUGUACGGUUUGUCCAAAUGGUCAGGAAGCUGUCAAUGCAGGUUCUCCAGAGUGCAGUCUAUGUCUUCCAGGUAAUUUCAUCUAUUUACUCUGUUGAAAUGCUCGGGUUGACAAUGUUAUCCAUACGUAACUACGUAAUCUGUCAUUUUCUUUUACUCAUGAGAUCUCACAAUCUUGCAAACGCUAUUUCGGUGGACAAUAUUUUAGAUAUUUAACUCCUUGGUCCAAAGAACACACGUCCAGUUAUCAGAUUUACUGUUUUAUCAUGCAGAAUUCAUCCGAGCAUAAAAAGGAGCAUUGCAGGCACUUAAAGCGUUACUCCAAGCAUGAUAACCACUAUAGUACCUGUGACUGAGCUCCAGCACUCUGACCGAGUACCUCCGCCAAGUCCGCUUCCUCGUAGCUAUCAGGGACCCUGAAGCACUUCAGACCCAGUUGCCGAGCCUUGACUGGCUGGGAUCACUACGAGCCUUUUCCACCCUGAACCAAACACCAGACUACACUUGGUGAAGGUUAACACCACAAAUAACUUUACUAGACAUAGCACACAUAUUUUAAGCCCCCAACAGCCUAAUUUACAUACAGUGGUGCAUAGAGUACUAUAGUACAAGGAAGGGUGGGCUCAAACAAUAGCAAGAGCUGAUGGGAGAUUGAGGAGGGACAAAGCAGCUAGUUUAAACUGGUCUGGAAGUGUCCCUGGGACAAUGCCCUGCUGGGGAAACAAUAAGAUAGAAAAAAGGUUGUGGGAGAGCGGCACAGACAAGCAAUACAUUUAACAUACCCUGCAGGCCUGCACCAAUAAUGGACACAGGGUGACCAAAACACAAAAGGAAUCUGGGGACCCACACCUAGUACCUGUCUUCCCAACCCAGUAACGGUGACUACUGUCACAGUACCCUGGCCCCAUGCCGCACUUGGUGCCUAGUUAAGAAUGUCUGGAUCUAGCAGUACUGCAGCAACUAGAUGCCAAUUUUGUCACCAUUCAAUGACUUAGAGCGUCAGCUGAUUACUCUCAGCCAGUGAGUGAGUGUUUAUAUAAAUAUGCACAGAAGUGACAUCAAGAAGAUUUCCCGGCUGGUUUAUGAUGCCCUAAUGACUCAGCCGGAGGUGGAGUUACACCUCCAGCUGCAAAAGGGGUUUAACUCUGUAUGUGAAGUGUUUCAUAAUGAAAUCCUGUAUAUAGACUCUAAGCACCAUAAACACUUUAGUGACUUGAAAUGGUCAUGGUGUUUUGCGUAACCCUUUAAAGGGAUUCUAUAGUGCCAGGAAAACAAAGCCGUUUUUCUGGCACUAUAAAUUCCUACAGUGCCCACCUCCCGCAGGGCUUACCUGACUCCAACGCUGAUGUCCCUGGGUCAGGCUCCGCCCACGCUCCUCCAAUGGCACACUUGCAUUAUGAUUUCCCUAUAGAAAAGCCUAUUUAUUCAAUGCUUUCCCAUGGGAAAAAAUCUGAGGCUGGAGGUCCUCAUGCAGAGUGUGAGGAUGUCCAGCGUAAAAUAAUGGAGCAAAUGUACAUUUGAAACCAGUAGGCCCUCUAGUGGCUGUCUGGUAGACAGGCACUAAAAGGUGGAGUUAACUCUGGAUAGUUAUUAUUGCAGUUUCUCAAUAACUGCAAUAAUUACUAUUGCAGGGUAAAGGGACUUGAGCUGAAGUGGUCUGGGUGCCUACAAUGUCCCUUGAAAAACACUUCAGCUGUAACUGCUCAUAGUUAUAACUGCAAACCGAACUAUAGUUCACACUAGAAAUUAUUAAAUUAAGAAUAUGCAACAAACCUCAAAUGCACAUUUUUUGGGGGGUUCUGCAAGAUAUGCUACCAUACAGAUAAAAUGUAUAUAAUAAGUCCAUAAUCCACACACAGCUGAUAUUGAACAACUACGAGCAAAAUUGGAGUCUUUUACCGGGCAGUUAAUUGUUAUGCAGUCUUGUGAAUGUGACUUGUACAGUGGUCAUCAUCAACCUUGGUCUGUCUGAAGUUGAAGUAGUGCCAAUUUCUUGCAUUCAUGUUGUAACAUAUACAUUGAUUAAUUGGGUAGCAUUUUAGUAAACCCCAAACCUCAAACAAAGACACGUUCUACUUAUAGCAGUAUUCUAUCAUACUGAUCUGUAUAUUUCAGACUAUCAAUGCAUUUGGGCUGCAGACUGAAAUCACUUUGCAAUAACAAGUUAAAUUUCAGUAGAAAAUAUUUCAAUUGCAGUUUGUCAAUUUACCUAUAUUAUAGUACAUUAUAUAUUAUAGUAAAUAUAUUACUAGUCUGUGUGAAGACAAUGCUUCCGUACCUGUAGAUUAUACUGGGAAAAAGUUGUUGGCACCAAUACAGCAAAUAUUAUCACUCCUAUUCAAAAUAAAGCGGAAUGCUGAAUUUAAACCCACAAAGGUCUUUGACUCUGAACACCUGUUUCUUAAGUUUUCACUUCCUUUUCAGCAUUUUCCUGUGUUCUACUGAAUUACUCGUAUGUAAAGUAAGCUGAAACAGAAGAGUUUAUUUUUUUUUUUUUUUAAAUUCUUUAUUUUUGUUCGUGCAUAAGGUUAACAUGCGAAUUUGCACUGCCACAAUAGCUGGUGCACUCAAAUUUGCAUACACGCUUAGUCACAUGGCGUUAAUGACAUUGCACUUUUUAGUAGAUUAAAUAAACAGGAUAAUUUCUCAUGCUUAUAAAGACAAAUAAAAGUAGCAUUUUGAUUCACAGAUAUGUGUCACUUUGUAGUCAUAGUAAGAUUAACGGUCGAGCUGGAACAUUGCAUUACAGAGCAUAGUUUUACACUUGUAGCUUUGCGUUGGAUUGUACUGUGGUAUGCUCUUGGUACAUUCUGUGCUGUGAUUUGUAAUUAUGCCCCGCUAGGCCGAAGAAACAUAAACACAAAGAGCCUUCUCAUAUGGUCAGUGGCACUAGGUUGAGUAAUGCCUAUUGAGAGAUAAAGAGCUUAGAUUUUACCAGGGAAACUAACUGGGUGCUUGACAGCUGAAGACAAGCAUGCAAGAUGGUCCAAGAUGGGACACAUGAGGACUAUAUUAGCCGUGUAGUUUAAAUGCUUUGCUGAAUAUGGAAGUGGGCCAGCUGGGGUAGCCUAUAUUCGGCCUGACCGGAGCCAACACAAAUCCCCCCUGCAUUUAUGGUAGGGACACUGAAGGUCAUGGUUUAUGUAUGAUUGGGGGUUGAUAUCCUGCCAGGCUUAAGUUGGUAGAGUAAAGUUGUGGUGCUUUCUAUUUUGCAUAUGGCAGGGUCCCAGGUGAUAUCCUAAGAAGCUACCUCGCCUACCAUUUGGGGUUCCCGCAUACAUUUCUAGGUAACAGAGGAGUAGCUUUGGGGCGCUUGCUAAGGAGGCGAGCGUUAGUAUGUUAUCCAUCGCUUACUACACCACAUAUGGAACUCAGUAUAGAAAUAAAGGCUGCAGAUUAUGUAACAUUGCUUUUCCUGCUAAAUAGGCUGCUGUUUUGCUUAAAUUCAGUAAUAGCAUAUUUUAGACUAAAAAGUUAACCAUCAGUGUAAUGCCUUAUAUGAUCAUGUUCGAGUUGCUAUCUCAAGUUAUGCUGGUCUAAUGCUAUGCUGUAUAGGUUGUCACAUAAGAAAAAAAAAAGAAAAAAAGGGCAAAGGCAAAAGCUCUGUAGGAAGUAAUGUAAAAUGAAAAUAAUAACAGGUUAAAGGCUAUUAUUAUACACUUUUCUAGCCUGUAAAAUGCAAGUCUUAUGUUAUGAGGUAUGGUGAGAGAGUCCAAUUGUAGUGAGGUGUGCGCCUGGUAGGCUCCGUUCGUGUGCAGCUGCUCAGCCGAUCCCCUCCGAGUGCCUAGUACAGUCCCUGGGGAGGUUGGCAAGGGAGGGCCCCAAGUAAGGGUUACAAUUCAGCAUGGUGUCGAGUGUUGCAGCGUGGCGGUGGCAGACGUCUCAGGUAUCCCGGGAACCUGCAGCAAAUGUCCUCUUCUAGCUGUAGGUUAUGUUGCCUAUGGAUUUCAGCUGCGGCAUGAAGAGUUCAUAGGUGCUGUUGCCCCCUUGUGGUUGGGUUGUCAUCAGACGCUGCAGCCCUGUUGUAAAGGUGUAUCAGGCAGAAAUCCCUCAUUAAAGUGUCACCUCCUGCCGGGUCUGCCCGCAAGUUCUUUGAAGGGGGAGCAGUGUGGGCUACUUCUAAACCUCGUUGCCUGUUUUGGUGAGUAGCCUGUAGUGGAUUCGGUUUUGGCGCCAUCACAUAUGGCCUCCGCCAUCUUGACUGCUGUGUCCUGGUGUCGGAGCAGGGCGGCCUUGCUGCUGCGCCCUGGGUGGUCGGGGCGUGCGGGGGUGAGAACCGGGAUCACCCCCCCGGUCCAGAGGGGGGGGACGGGGCCAUUUCCCAACGGGUCUGGCCUUGGCUGAGCACCGAUGGGCAGGAUAGUGGGGCAGCGGCCGUCUGCUCCACUCACCGCCGGAGUAGGCCUCGUUUGCGCCAGUGAGGAUUCUUCCUCCAGGGGACUGAAACCAGGCAGGCCAGCCUCACCCUGGGUCCGGUACUCUCCACCCGAUGAGGUCCACCGCAGCUGGUCGGCUUUGUAUGCCAAAAGUCUGGUUUUCAUGCUUAUUUUGUUUUAAGUUUCAGGAGCUGGUCUGACAUGCGACCAUCUUGCUUGGCGGCCUGGCCCCGCCCCCAGAAGAGUUUAUUUUUAAUUGAAUCUUCUAACGCAAAUUGCAACAUUGGCCCGUCGUUUUUCUAGCGAGCAGAAAAACUGCUCUAGCUCCUAAACUGAAUUGCGUUCGUACGUUAGUAAGAAGAUCCACAAAGUGUUUUAAUUUGUCACUGUUUAACAGCUAUAAUCGACACCAAAUCAAUGUACAAAAUAUAUGCUGGCUUUUCACAAACACAGACACCAUACUAACACUCACAGUGCCAUUACAGAAAGCAUUGUGAUGGGCUGCUCUCCAGUGAGGCUCUGUAUUUAAGAUAAUGUAUGCUGAGAUCUCUGAGUAGGAGUUCACACUGAAAGAGCUGGUUAGGUCUCUCUAAAUCUGAUAAAUAUUUAACUAAUGUUAAUAAUAAAAAUGUGAGGUCGAUUUCACCAUCUUACUGGGAGGUAAGGGCGUUAAUGUAUGGCCACACUACUUCCUCCACAUUUUGUUGUCCAGGACGAAGGAAGACCUACUUGGCAGGGGACAGACGAGUGACCCUUACUGUACGUUGUGGCAUGGAGGGUAUUAAAUGUUGGGCCAAAGGAUGUAACAUCUGGAAUCUGACGUACCAUACUUUUGUUUUAUGCAGGAACGUCUAAAGGACCUGGCCAACUUUUUUGUGUGUACUGUCGAGAUGGUGAAUAUCAGGACAAAUGGGGUGCGGAACGUUGUGAAAUGUGUCCUGCAGCUCACUAUUGUCCUGUAAGUCCAUUUGGUUAAAGCAGUAAGUGUGUACAGAACCUGUGUGGAGGAUGUAUACUGGUGAAGUGUGGAUAUUUUAUAUUGUAUGAAACAAACGUCCAGCCCGUUAAUUCUGCAAGCGUGAUGUAAUUACGUUUCAGAAGAGGAAGAGUCUGGGUCUUCGUAUGUAUACAGUGAUGUAGAGUGGACUUUCUUGCCACACCCAACACAUCUGAAUAAAUUUGGAAUAAUUUGAGGCAUUUGAAUAGCGCAUGCCAAAUAAGGCUAUGUCAAUGGACGGGUCAAGUCUCACGUUUGUGAGUAAAGAAAUGGAGUCACGUACCUCCUUCCAAGAUUGUAUAGCUGUCUGGAAGGACCACAGACUGUGCUACAGAAUUACCUAAUGAUUUUGGGCACUUUCUAGUGUAUCUAAAAAUCAUUUGUAAUGGUUUGUCCAGCUCAUAAUAUACAUGGUGCACUACCUUUAAGAGAAACCCAUUUCUUGUCACACCACUCAACUGGUUUGACAAAAAAACCCAAACCUAAACCUUGGAAGGUAACACACUACACUGAGCUGUAGAUGUUAGUUUGCCUUAUUUCCUUUUUUUUUUUAAAAAAAACACUCCAAGCACCAUAACCACUAAAAUGUUGACUUGUUACUUCCCUCCCCACCGUAAGGAAGGAGUUAAAGCAUUUUUAGAGUAGUUUGAUCUGUUACCUGGAGUCUCCUGGGCACCAUUCCCCAUUUUCACUACCUCCACCUAAGAGAUGGAAGCUCCUACGUAGGAUCUUCCAUUGGUUAUUCUGACUUAAGCUGAUUGCUCUCAGCCAAUUAGCUAAGCCCUGCACAACUGGGUUUAACUCAGAUUUAAUUGGUUCUCUGGCUGAGGCAUGGAGUUGCCAGAGUUAAAGUGGUUAUGGUGCUUGUAGUACCUUUUAACCCCUUGAGGAAACGUGACAUGUCAUGAUUCCCUUUUAUUCCAGAAGUUUGGUCCUUAAGGGGUUAAGGACCAAACUUCUGGAAUAAAAGGGAAUCAUGACAUGUCACACGUCGUGUCCUUAAGGGCUUAAAGGAACACUCUGGGAUUUAACUGUUCAUUAUGACUUCAAUGUCAGCUUACUAUCUCAGCCAAUGACUAGUAUUCCCAUUGAGAAAACUGUCGGAGAAAGGUAUGUUCCUUCCUCACACAGUCUUCUCAGUGGGAAGCUUGUCAAAGGCUCUAAGCAUCAGCUGAUACUCAGCCCAUCAACAAGACCCAGUCGGAGGUCUCCUCAUUGAAGCUGAGGACUUGCCUGAAUUAGGAGGACAGAGGAGACAGGCAUCAUUUAAACUACUUUGGUGUUAAACGGUAUAUCCCCUUAAGGUAAAACGGCACCUGAGACAGCCAGGCACCAUCAUAACCUCAGUGCAAUUAUGUUGCCUGAAGUGUUCCUUUUAAGUUGAUUGUUCAUGUAAGGAGUUAUUGCAGUGGAGGUGGUAAGAGGUGUUUUUGUAUAUCUUAGAACUUAACUAUAGAAGCUGUUUAAUAUUGUCACAAGGCUAAAAUAAAAUGCAUGUUCCCUUACCCAGAGUCCUGAUAUUAGUCCCAUUGCGUGUCCUGAGGACGCAUUCUGCCCAGAAGGAAGCACUGCGCCACGUUACUGCAUGGAAACCUUCUUGAGUAAAUCGGGAGAUACUUGUGUGUGGUCAACUCUCAGCUUUGCACUGCUAAUGCUAGCUGUGUCGCGUAAGUUUUUUUUUUUUUUUUUUUUCAUAUGUAUAUAUUUAUACUAAUUAAUGGGAAUUCUGCUUUUCCCCUCUGACAAUAUAUCUUUGAAUGGUGGAAAUAAAGUAGGUUCUAUCCCGGCACCACGACUGUAGAGAUGGCUGCAUGUUUAUAGGAAGAUGUUAGAAGUUAGUGACAUCUAAAUUACAGGACCACUAUACUCAUCCAGACCAAUUAAUCUCAAUGAAGUGGUGUGGGUGAUGUGGCCCUGGUCGUUUUGGUCCUCCAAUCCAAAACAUUGCCAUUUUGGAGAUACGACAAUGGCUUUUAUAUCGCAGUGCUAAACACACCUCUAGUGGCCAUUAGGAAGACCACUACCAGAUGGUGCUUCCCCUUUGAGAAGUAUUUGAUGCACUUCUCGUCCACAAUGUUUCUCUGAGAAACAUUUGAUUGGAUGAGAAAAUGAGCAAGAUUGAACAGCUAUGAUGACAAAAUGGGAGCAGGAGUCCUGCAAAGACUGUGACUUUGGCCUUAAGCAUAAUAAUUAGCACAACUUUUCUAAUUUUUGGGAAAGGGGAGAUUUAAAAAAAAAAAAAAAUUAUUUUCAGGACUAUAUUUUCCCUUUAAGGUGCAGAAGAUUGAGAUCACAUCUUUAGUGUCCAAGGAAAAAACAUUUUAACGGUAGAAUCAGAAAACAGCGUAGUGUUGAAAUCCUUGCAGAUUUAGGCAAAGCAUUGAAGUAUGGUGUGGUGUUUUAUCAUUGUUCCAAUAUUCGGGUACAAGUCUAGUUUGAUAACCGCAUUCGUAGGUAUGUUAUGUAUCCCAUCAACGUAAAGAAUGUAAAUUCCUAAUGCACUCAAACACUGCUUUAAAUUGUAUUUAGAAAGCCUUAAUUUUUUUAAUUUAUUUUUUAGUUACCAUGUAUUACCAGAACACAAUUUGCACUUUAGUAAAAUUAACCCAAUAAAACCAUAAAUACUACAUAACUAUUUUUGUUUUGUAUCUAUUUUGUUUUCUCUCCCGUUUCUUACAGUUGGAUUAGUUAUUUGUGCUGGCAUUAUAUGCUAUCGUGAUCGUCGGAUUCUUAAUAGAAUAAGAAGCUUUUUCCCUCAAAGACCUUUCUACGUUGGACCCCUCAGAGCCCAACCUGACAGUUCUCGAACUCCCUUGAUGGGUGAGCAAAAUUUGCCAGGUUCAAUGUAUGUAAAGUACGACUCGGAGCCAGUGUAUGCUGGAUGGUAGCUUAGAAGGACCUAAUUUCGGUUCUGGAACUGGCGGCUUUUUUUUUUUCUUCUUCAAAGUUUUGUAAAUAUUUUUCUUUUUUGCAUUGUACAGUCUAAAGAUAUUUAAGAUUACAAUGUGAUUCAUAAAACAGAACUCUGUUAUACAUAGUGUACAG
This is a messenger RNA of Pelobates cultripes (western spadefoot toad), 29454 nucleotides long. The record is from the annotation of a GenBank genome assembly. Lineage: Eukaryota; Metazoa; Chordata; Amphibia; Anura; Pelobatidae.